UUUUUUUGAGGCUUCCGCACUCUCGUCUCGGCCGUGUUCGCACCUAGGUUCAGUUAGGAAGAUCAUCACAGUAUGCUGGGCUCUGGAUUUAAAGCUGAGCGUUUACGAGUCAAUUUGAGAUUAGUCAUAAAUCGUCUUAAACUACUGGAGAAAAAAAAAACUGAACUGGCCCAGAAGGCACGGAAGGAAAUUGCUGAUUAUCUUGCUGCUGGGAAGGAUGAAAGGGCUCGGAUCCGAGUGGAGCACAUUAUUCGGGAGGACUACCUUGUGGAGGCCAUGGAGAUCCUGGAGCUAUAUUGUGAUCUGCUGCUGGCUCGGUUUGGCCUCAUUCAAUCUAUGAAGGACCUAGAUACUGGUCUGGCUGAAUCUGUGUCUACAUUGAUCUGGGCUGCUCCUCGACUCCAGUCAGAAGUGGCUGAGUUGAAAAUCGUGGCUGAUCAGCUUUGUGCCAAGUAUAGCAAGGAAUAUGGCAAGUUAUGUAGGACCAACCAGAUUGGAACGGUCAAUGACAGGCUAAUGCAUAAAUUGAGUGUGGAAGCCCCACCCAAAAUCCUGGUGGAACGGUACCUGAUUGAAAUUGCCAAGAACUACAAUGUGCCCUAUGAGCCUGACUCUGUGGUUAUGGCAGAAGCUCCUCCUGGGGUGGAAACAGAUCUUAUUGAUGUUGGAUUCACAGACGAUAUGAAGAAAGGGGGCCCUGGAAGAGGAGGAGGGGGCGGUUUCAUAGCACCAGUUGUUGGACCUGAUGGGACAAUGCCAAUGCCAAUGCCUAUGCCGAUGCCUAUGCCAAUGCCAUCUCCAAACACACCUUUCUCAUACCCACUUCCAAAAGGACCAUCGGAUUUCAAUGGAUUGCCAAUGGGGACUUAUCCCAGUAUUCAUCCACCUCAGAUACCAGCAACUCCCCCAUCGUAUGAAUCUGCUGAUGACACUAAUGCUGAUAAGAAUGUCUCUUCUGCACAGAUUGUUGGUCCUGGACCAAAGCCAGAGCCCACUGCAAAGCCCUCUUCUAGAGCUGGGGAUACCUAUGACAACUUUGUGCUCCCAGAGCUGCCCUCUGUACCUGACACACUACCAACUGCAUCUGCUGGAGCCAACACCUCAGCAUCCGAGGACAUUGACUUUGAUGAUCUUUCCCGGAGAUUUGAAGAGUUGAAGAAGAAAACAUAGGCACUUAAAACCCAGCAGCACCACAAGUUCUGGUUGUUGAGACUGAGCAGUUAACAAAGAAUCUACAUGACAUGUUUCAUCUCCCAACCAUCACUGAGCACAUUCUUCCUUUGGGCUCUUCUGCUCUACCAAAUUCUGCUACUUUCAAGUUUUCUAAUGCUCAUAGGAGACUCAAUUGGAUACUUUCAUGAGCUGGAGCAGCUGGCUCCCAACAGCCUGCUCUUCCAUUUCCUGUUGGUGUGAUCCCAGGUCUCCCCUCACUCAUCCCACCAUCCUUCCAUAGGGGAGUGAGCAGGUGAAAGUAGUGUGGGGAGAGCUGCUAGUGAAGGCUGGACAACAGAGAAGAGUACUUCAUGAAGUGUUUCAGCUGUGUACUGAGGUUUGAGACUUAGAAACAGACCCCUCUGUGUAUAUUUCUCACUCAAAUAUGAAUGGGAAAGAGAAGACUUGGGAAGCCAUUGUAACAAUUCUUGGAAGCUGGGUCCUCUGAUUGGCAUAUACACUAUUCCGUGCUACAGGGCACUGUUCCACCUGGAUCCAGUUGCAAAGCUUAUUUGGAAAGUUGAAAGCCUCUCUUUGUUCUGCUGGAUUCUCAGGGAGCCCUCUGUGGCCUUUUGCUUUAUUUUGAGUACUGGUCCCUUUUUACCAGAGGACAGCACUAGAAAAAUUACUGUUUUUUUUUUUUCUUAGAGCAUGUUCUGUGGGUUCUCAAUUACGGACUAAGAACGGGCCACAUGUUGUGCAGAAGUCACCAUUCAAGGCUAAGGUGGGCUUCCAGUUGCCUUAAUAGAAGUACUCAAGUCUCUUGGGUAGUGAGCUGGAAAGCCUAUAGAAGAGGGGUUCCUGUUUUCAUUUGAAAACUUUAUGAUUAAGAGAACCUUUAAAAGUAAUUUCAGAUUAAGAAUUUGGUCCCCUUGUAGCUGCAGUAAUUCUCUGCUUUCCUGAAUUUGUGAGUCUUCCUUUUGUAAUGUCUGUGCUCCUUUGCCUAGCAAAGGCCCUCCACAUGGAUGGCUGUGCAAUUGAGAAAUGGGACUUUGGCUUCUGUCUAAUGUCUUUGGCUUCUGUCUAAAAGUUCCUUUUCUUUAAUGUUUUUGAUUGUAUUUCAUAACUCAAUAGCUGAUAAUAAAGUUAGAUUCUGUGCCCUACUUUCUCCACUGGUUUGGGUUAAGCAACGAGAAUAUUGGAUUUAUAGGGAUGCAUUUUAAGCAAGUAACUAUGCAGGACACAGCCAGAACUCAGCUUUGGCUCCCUGCAGCAGGAAAGGGCCUACUUGUAUGUUUACACUAAUGGCGGCAAAUCUGGCAUUUGCUUGGGUCUUUGGAUUAUCAAUCAAACUUGUGUUUAUUUAUAUUUUUCAGGAGAUUUUACUAGGCAUGGACCCUAACCUGGGCCUUCUGCAUGCACUCCAGCUGGUUGAACUUAACCCUUAACAACUACUACAUUUUUAAUCAGCAGCAGUGAACUCACUUGUGAUUCUCGAUUCCCACGUGCAACCAUACAGGAACAUGAUUGUGUAGUGUUCUCCUAGUCGGUGCUGGUUUAUUCUGUAACCUUUUCCUGACAGUGCUAAGAUCCAUACGCAUGGAACUUGUAGCAGAGAGGACUUUGAUUUCUCACUAAUAAAAACUGUAUUUUAAACAUC
Suncus etruscus (white-toothed pygmy shrew) is the source of this 2812-nucleotide messenger RNA. It is a transcript of the gene IST1, whose product is annotated as IST1 factor associated with ESCRT-III. Bases 73 to 1170 code for a protein of 365 amino acids. NCBI's taxonomy places the organism in Eukaryota, Metazoa, Chordata, Mammalia, Eulipotyphla, Soricidae. Gene Ontology annotation, biological process: protein transport. The record is from RefSeq and is a predicted model, not a curated record. The transcript has 10 exons.